AUGCCUGCCCAGUACCAUCUCCCAGCUAUCGCAGCGUUUCUUUCCGACGGAGGCCAUCACCUAGAUCAUCUGCUCUUACAACUGCCUGGCAGUACAGACAGCCACUAUGCCCUGCCCACCAUACCCCACUAUCCAGCUCAACUCGGCACUGCCUCCAUUGCUUCCACCUCUUCCCCCAGAGUUCAUACUUCCGCCGCAAUAUCUCAAUCUGCCCCCUCCCUACCCGAAGCGCUCUCGAAAUUCAAACGGGACAGCCGAUUCCACCACCCUCGCACAUUGGCCAUGAACCGAAACGGGAAACUCACCCAUCAAGCGGGCGGCACAAACAACAGUAGUCCGAUCCGCCAUCUCUUCAACGCACUCUUCAUGGAUCCUAACGAAAUCCCACACGGCUUGCUCGACCAGGUCCUCAAAUCCCAAUCGAUGAGGUCUCAAUUGGAUCUAAUCACCACUCUUCAGGAUAUCGCUACUCGGAUGGUCGUCGUGUCCAAGAAAGCCAGACUCUCAGCUCUGCGUGCCGAGCUGACCGUCCUCAACCACAGCCUCCCCAAAGGCUGCUGCUUGGGAAUGUACUGCAGCGGAGAUCAUUGUGACAAGGGUGAUAAGGGCGAGAAGAAGUCGGGGGGUGGCAGCAUGGAGGCCGAGCUGGGCGUCGGCGGCGGCGGAAGUUCAAAGCGGAAGAAGACGUGUCACCAGCGGAUCGUCAGGAUCUCGCCCAACGAGUCUGUCGUCCUCAACUGCGCCAACCGGGCCCCGUUCUUGAUCCACGUCGAAGUGCUCGAAGACCAUCUCGACUUCGACCCCAACCGGCGCUCAAACUACGAGGAUCUGAGGAAGGCCAUCAAGGGCUCUGCCAUCUCUGCCAACGAGACCGCCGACUCGAAAGCUCCAAAUCAAAACAUCUAUUUAUCUCAUCAACGGCUCCUCUCCUAA
This is a messenger RNA of Puccinia triticina, 933 nucleotides long. RefSeq lists its product as uncharacterized. Lineage: Eukaryota; Fungi; Basidiomycota; Pucciniomycetes; Pucciniales; Pucciniaceae. The record is from RefSeq and is a predicted model, not a curated record. Bases 1 to 933 code for a protein of 310 amino acids. The transcript is spliced from 2 exons.